Molecule: messenger RNA, 1224 nt
Organism: Heteronotia binoei (common prickly gecko)
Lineage: Eukaryota; Metazoa; Chordata; Lepidosauria; Squamata; Gekkonidae
Gene: PPP1R14D
Product: protein phosphatase 1 regulatory inhibitor subunit 14D
Exons: 4
Coding region: 72-515 (147 amino acids)
Biological process (GO): regulation of phosphorylation
Cellular component (GO): cytoplasm
Molecular function (GO): protein serine/threonine phosphatase inhibitor activity
Source: RefSeq, a predicted model, not a curated record
GGGGUGUCAUAGGCAGCUUAUUCUGUGACUGAAUCAAUGGCAAUUUUUUGAGGAAGGAAGGGAAAAGAAACAUGUUGGAAGAGAGAACAUUGUCACCAGAGACUACAGAGGAAGUGGAAAGAUUAGUGAGCCUAGCCCAGGGGUCAGGUGCCCUCCCUCGGGUCACUUUCAACACUCCAGAGAAGCUUGAGGAAGAAUCAUGCCACAGAAAGCUGGCCAAAUUAACAACCAAGUAUAAUCGGAAAGACCUUCAGAGGUGGAGAGACCUGGAGGAAUGGAUUGAUGCCCAACUUCAGGAGCUGUAUCAGUAUCAGUUCCAGGAGGAGACAGAAGCAACAGCUGCCCCAGAGCCUGAAAUUGACAUUGAAGAUCUUCUUGAAGUCUCUAAUGAGGAACAGAAAUCAAGACUACAGGAAAUUCUUCACAAGUGUUCCCGACCUACAGAGGACUUUGUUGCAGAACUGCUUGAUCGAUUGAGAGGUCUUAGGAAAAUUGUCAAUCCUCAGAGGAAAUGACUCUUAAUGGCAAACCCAAGGGGAAAACACAGCGUGCUGCAGAAGAGAAUUAUCAGGAUAUGGAAUUGCAAGCUUUGUCCAAUGUGGUGCAUAUUUCAAAACUUCCAUCCCCAUUGUUACUUUGGAUUUCUAUCUACAGGCAAUGAAGUCUAUUUGAAGAGGAGAAGACCAUGUGCUUCAUCAGAUCCUUGAGCCUGCCAUGAAAGGCUUGCAUAUAGCAACACUGGGGAAGACUAUCACCUGAAGUCUUAUAGAGCCACUGCCAGGCAGUGUAGAACACUGGGCUAGAGAGCAAAAGGAAAGACUCAGUGAUGGGGGGUCAAGAUAGGCAUGAUGGUAACAGCCCCAUAUUUUAACAUAUGAGUUAUAGUCAGCUGAAUAUGAAAUGGGAGGUGUCAUGCACAGAAGACACAAGUGGGAAAGGGAUUCUGAAUCCUUCCUUCACUCGUGCACCCCCACCCUCCAAUUAUGUCCCUACAGCUGCUCCCUUUUGCCCACUCUCAGAUAUCAGAAGUAAGCUCCUCUGUGGAAAAAGCUGGUUGAAGUAAAGGGGAAGUUAUGGCAGGGGGGUGGGAAAUACAGAAGAAGAAAGGAUUCAGCACUCUCUCUUCCCCGGCCCAUUCUUGGCUUUAAACAGCAAUAAACAACCAUGUGUGGCACAGAGAAAUAAAGAAAAUAUAUAAAUAUACAAUAAAGUGAUUUCAACCAA